Pleurotus ostreatus (oyster mushroom) is the source of this 726-nucleotide messenger RNA. RefSeq lists its product as uncharacterized. The coding region runs from base 1 to 726 and encodes 241 amino acids. The record is from RefSeq and is a predicted model, not a curated record. Gene Ontology annotation, molecular function: protein C-terminal S-isoprenylcysteine carboxyl O-methyltransferase activity. The transcript has 2 exons. Lineage: Eukaryota; Fungi; Basidiomycota; Agaricomycetes; Agaricales; Pleurotaceae. Gene Ontology annotation, cellular component: membrane. Gene Ontology annotation, biological process: C-terminal protein methylation.
AUGAUCAGCGAGGACUUCAUGACGAACUUAGCAACGAGGAACGCACUUCUUUUGAUCACCGCAAUAUCCGUACAUCUCUCCUUGUCACCACCGAACCCCCCGGUCGCCCUGCAGAAAUGCACGGGAAGCAAGACGUUGUUCGAACGCUUCAUCCAAUACAUCACCUUCUGCUCCAAGGCCAUGACGUGGCUGGGAGUCAUACUUGACAUCGUCGCUUCGAGCGUCCUAUUCGCGCAGCCCACAAGCCUCGUUGCAUCGCUAUUCUGUCCCGAGCCGCCCAGACCCCUCAGCACCAUGUGGACCGUGCAUUCGGGGCUGUUCAUCGGCUCUUCCAUGGCAUUCCUGGCAGCUCUCCUGCGCCUCUGGUGCUUCCGAACAAUGGGCAGAAUGUUCACAUUUGAAGUGACAAUUGACGCGAAGCAUGAAUUGAUCACGGGCGGGCCAUAUGCGUAUGUGCGGCAUCCGAGCUAUACGGGAGUGGCGAUGACGUUACUCGGCGCGACGCUGGCUUUGUGCUCCCCUGGGAGUUGGUUGAUGGAAUGUGGCGUAUUGAGUCGUGGCGGGAUACUAGCGCUAGCGUUUUGGAUUGUUAAAUGUGGAUAUGCCGCCAAGGGGACGAUUGCGCGGCUGGGAAUAGAGGACGAAACCCUGCGAAAGACGUUCGGGAGUACAUGGGAUGAGUAUGCGGAGAACGUACCUUAUCGUUUGAUACCUGGGGUGAUUUAA